AUGGAAGAAAUUACCGAAAACCCGCUUGAUGGCCUCGAGGUAUGUCACGCCGUAUGCAAUCUUCAUUGAUCGCACGAUCUAACACGGAAUGGACAGGAACGCUACCUCAAGCACGAAAAGGCCUUCGAGUCGCUGUUAGCACUUACACCUGCACGUGAAUACUACGGCAGCCAGAUCGACGAUGGACUGGAUCCAAGCGAGCAAUGGAAUCGCAAAAAGCAGACCAAGGAGCAGAAGAAGGCCGCGAAGAAGGCAAAGCUCGACCCCGCGAACCAGAAGACCGCACUGGAUGUCAUGAAGGAGCGCGAGAAGAAGCGGAAGCGGGAGCUCGGCAUUGAGGAUGACGAAGAGCCAGCGGAUGAGUUGGAGAAAGUUCCAUCCAGCAAGAAGCAAAAGCAGGAACUCAGCGCAGAGGAUUCGGAGGCAAAGCGACAAGAGAAGGUUGACAAGAGGCGACAGAAGCGCGAGGAGAAGAAGCAGAAGGCGGCGACGAAGAGAGAGAAGGUAGAAGCAAAGAAAUCCGCCAAACAGGACAAAGAUCUUGCGGAGGCACAGGCCGAGAAUCAAGCGGGUGCCGGAGCAGCGCGAGAAGAUGAGCAGGAUGCGUCUGACGGGGAGGUUGACGAGGGUCCACAAUCGACAGCGCGGUCCGGAGAUAUGGAGAAGGUCGAUGUGUCUGGUCUUGCAGAUCCAGAGCCAAAGUCCGAUAAUCAUGAGGCGGAUGCAGACGGUGCUGACGACGAGUCAUCUGCACCCACAAGUCCUGCGGUUAACAGUCCAGCUUUCGACACUGCGACAAACCAUUCCGAAGCGUCCUCCUCUUCUUCGAUAGCUCCUCCUCCCGGUCCUGAAAAGUCGAAAGACUCCACACAAUCAGCAGUAUCACUCGCGAAGCCAGCCCUCAAACUCGACCUCUCCGACCAAAAGGCUCCCAUCACACAGAAGGCUCUACCCUCAUUUACCGAUCCAGCUUCCGGAACAUCGUCGCCAAAACUUCAACUGCCCGACAUCGACCAAGCUCAACUCCAGGAGCGCUUGCGUAAUCGGAUAGAGGCCCUGCGUGCCCAGCGCAAGGCUGAUGGCGCGGAUGGUAAGCCGGCAAAGAGCAGACAAGAGUUACUAGACCAGCGGCGGAAAAAGGAAGAGCAGAGGAAGGCCAACAAAAAAGAGCUCAGGCGACAGGCGAAAGAGGAGGAGGCGAGGAAGCGAGAGGAGCAGUUGCGUGGUUCCGGAAGUCCGCUAUCGACCGACAUCUUCAGCCGCAACUCGCCCCGCCCACAAGAAAACAACUUCAGCUUCAGCAGGUUGGCAUUUGAGGAUGGCACGGCGGCAGAUCCGUCAAUCUCCGAAUUGCGUGACCCGAAAAGGAAGAAGGGACCCCAAGACCCCAGAACAGCUCUGCAGGCCGCUGAGAAAAAGCAGCAGCGCUUAUCUGGUCUGGAUGCUGAGAAGCGUGCGGACAUCGCCGAGAAAGACAUGUGGCUGAAUGCAAAGAAGCGGGUUCACGGCGAGCGCGUACGAGAUGACACCAGUCUGCUGAAGAAAGCUCUGAAGCGCAAAGAGAAGCAGAAGGAUAAAUCUGACAAGGAGUGGAAAGAGCGAGAACAAGCCGUCAUCAAAGGCAAGGAAGCCAAGCAGAAGAAGCGCGAGGCCAACCUGCAGAAGAGGCGGGAGGAGAAAGGCCAGAAGGGAAAGAAGAAGCCCAGCGGCGGCAAGGGCAAGAAGAAGGGACGUCCUGGAUUUGAAGGACGCUUCAAGGCUUGA
Molecule: messenger RNA, 1764 nt
Organism: Lecanosticta acicola
Lineage: Eukaryota; Fungi; Ascomycota; Dothideomycetes; Mycosphaerellales; Mycosphaerellaceae
Source: the annotation of a GenBank genome assembly